AUGGCCGGAAGAGGUCGUGGAAGAGGCGCUCCUGGCGGAUUAAAGGGAGUAACAUGGGAUUAUGAUCCAAAUAUGAAACUGGACUCAAAACCGACUGAUCUGUAUCCACCUCAUCCAAAUCUGAGAAGAGGAGCACCCUUCACUGCCACAGAAAGUCGGCAAAUACAAUACUAUCUGAAUCUGCAAGAACAAAUUCACAGGGGACCAUUAUAUACGCAGGCUAGUAGGCGAGAUAUACAUGCACCGGCGAAGGCAUUCAGUGAGGAUCAAGUAAACAGCCAGUACGCAAGCAACCGCAAGUCUGAUAUCGAUCCCUUCGUUGGAGUGGGAACCUACUCCAUGAGAUAUGCGCCCAAGACUAAUGAAUUACCCAAAUUGUCUGACCGGCCAUUCAAUAAGCAGAUGUUUCCCAAAGAACUAUGGCCCACUCUUGAGGGUGAAGAUAUGGCUGUCGGGCGCUCGCAAUACAAGCGACCUACAGCACCCAAGACCCUGAUCCUUAGCGAUCGGUCUGCAGUUAAUAGAGAUAAAGACAAGUCUCAAGUGGUGCUCGACAAAAUACACUCCCUCGGCGUUGAGAGUGAUGAUGGGGAGGAGGAUGGCGAAGAUGGUGAAGCAGAAGUCGACGAAGAGUUUGACGAUGACGAGAUUGGAGGGGAUUACGAUGCGGAGCAAUAUUUUGAUGGAGGUGAGGGUGAUAGUGACGGUGAUGGAGGUGGAGGUGCCGAUGAUGCAUAUUGA
Blumeria graminis f. sp. triticale is the source of this 741-nucleotide messenger RNA. The record is from the annotation of a GenBank genome assembly. Lineage: Eukaryota; Fungi; Ascomycota; Leotiomycetes; Helotiales; Erysiphaceae.